Molecule: messenger RNA, 2064 nt
Organism: Macadamia integrifolia
Lineage: Eukaryota; Viridiplantae; Streptophyta; Magnoliopsida; Proteales; Proteaceae
Product: insulin-degrading enzyme-like 1, peroxisomal
Exons: 13
Coding region: 41-1750 (569 amino acids)
Biological process (GO): peptide catabolic process
Cellular component (GO): mitochondrion; cytosol
Molecular function (GO): metal ion binding; metalloendopeptidase activity
Source: RefSeq, a predicted model, not a curated record
AGUGCGGUUCCUGCAUGUGCGCAAGGGCCAAUGGGAGCGCAUGAAGAAUAGAGGAAGCAUCCACAAAAGAGUCAUUUUCCCUUUCAAGGGGCGGGCAUGGGGCGGACCAGUCAUUUUCCCCCCCAUGUGUCUUGGCGUAGCCGCAAUAUUUUGGGAAUCAAAGAAGUUUGAAGGACAUACUGACUUGGUUGAGCCAUGGUAUGGAACUGCAUAUUCUGUUAAGAAAAUCACUGGUUCCACGUUACAGAAAUGGAUAGAGACAGCUCCUAAUGAAAAUCUACAUCUACCAGCACCGAACGUUUUUAUUCCCACUGACUUGUCAAUUAAGAAAAUGCAAGGGAAGGGUAUCUAUCCAGUUCUGUUAAGGAAGUCUUCGUUUUCAAGGUUAUGGUAUAAGCCUGAUAAACUGUUCUUCACCCCCAAGGCAUUUGUUAAGAUAGAUUUUAACUGUCCUUAUGCAAGCCACGCACCAGAAGCAGAAGUUCUUACUGACAUUUUCACGCGGUUGUUAAUGGAUUACUUGAAUGAAUAUGCUUAUGAUGCUCAAGUUGCUGGUCUUUAUUAUGAUAUAACCAACACAGAUACUGGAUUUCAGGUGAUUGUGGUUGGUUAUAAUCACAAAAUGAGGAUCUUAUUGGAAACAAUUGUUGGAAAAGUUGCUCAGUUUAAAGUAAAAGAAGACAGGUUUGCUGUGAUUAAGGAAACUGUGAUGAAGGAGUACCAAAAUUUUAAGUUCCAACAACCAUAUCAGCAGGCUAUGUACUACUGCUCCUUAAUAUUGGAGGAUCAUUCAUGGCCUUGGAUUGAAGGACUUGAAGUUCUUCCUCAUCUUGAAGCUGGUGAUCUUGCAAAAUUUUCACCUGUGAUGCUUUCGAAGGCAUUCUUAGAAUUUUAUGUUGCAGGGAAUAUUGAUUCAAAUGAAGCAGAAUCUCUGGUCCAGCAUAUUGAAGAUGUUUUCUACAGGGGUCCCACGCCCAUAUGCAAACCAUUAUUCCCAUCUGAGCAUUUAACAAAUAGAAUUAUUAAGCUUGAAACGGGCAUAAGUCACUUAUACCCUAUUGAAGGCCUAAACCCAAGUGAUGAGAAUUCUGCUCUGGUUCAAUACAUACAGGUUCAUCAAGAUGAUUUGUUGUUGAAUGUCAAACUUCAGCUUUUUGCACUUGUUGCAAAGCAACCAGCUUUCCACCAGCUUAGAUCAGUUGAGCAGCUUGGGUAUAUUACUGUGCUUAUGCAAAGGAAUGAUUCUGGUGUCCGAGGUGUGCAAUUUAUAAUCCAAUCCACAGUAAAGGAUCCAGGACAAAUAGAUUUGAGAGUUGAGGCAUUUCUUAAGUUGUUUGAGAGCAAACUUAAUGAAAUGACCGAUGAUGAAUUCGGGGGCAAUGUAAAUGCACUGAUUGAUAUGAAACUUGAAAAGCAUAAGAAUUUGCGGGAGGAAUCUGCAUUUUACUGGCGAGAAAUUUUUGAUGGCACCCUCAAGUUUGAUCGUAAAGAAUCCGAGAUUGCAGCAUUAAAGCAGCUGAGCAAGCAGGAUUUGGUCGGCUUCUUCAAUGAAUACAUAAAAAUGGGAGCACCUCAGAGAAAGGUGCUGAGUGUACAAGUUUAUGGAGCCUUACAUUCUGCUGCAUACAAAGAAGCCAAAGGGCAGCAGAAUCAGUUGCCAUCUGUUAGAAUUGAUGAUAUUUUCAGCUUUAGAAGAUCAAGACCUCUUUAUGGUUCUUUCAAAGGAGGCCUUGGUCACAUGAAACUGUAAAUGUUUCACCCAAGCUGAUGUACAGAAUGGAGAAGGACAAUCAUAGCUGGCCAAUGCUUGCUAAGCAGAAUUGUGGCUGAAAGAUUGAUUAAUAAAGCCCAAACAAGUCAUUGGGUGCUCUAGAAGAGUGAAGAUUUUCGAUGCAGGUGUUGAAGCAUGAUCAUAUUUUACAGCCUCUCACCAUAUUAUGUUGAAUCAUUAGUCUAUAGGUGUAAAAAUAUACAAUUCUUACUAUUCAACUUUUUUUUUUUUUUUUGGAAUUUAUGUUUUUUAUAAUUGUUUUCAUAUUAAGAUUUUAACUUCUGUUGGUGCAA